Callithrix jacchus (white-tufted-ear marmoset) is the source of this 2049-nucleotide messenger RNA. RefSeq names its product Fas cell surface death receptor (gene FAS). The record is from RefSeq and is a predicted model, not a curated record. Gene Ontology annotation, molecular function: protein binding; tumor necrosis factor receptor activity. Gene Ontology annotation, cellular component: CD95 death-inducing signaling complex; membrane raft; external side of plasma membrane. Gene Ontology annotation, biological process: immune response; negative regulation of apoptotic process; extrinsic apoptotic signaling pathway in absence of ligand. NCBI's taxonomy places the organism in Eukaryota, Metazoa, Chordata, Mammalia, Primates, Cebidae.
UUUUGUGUCUAUUAGAUGCUCAGAGUGUGUGCACAAGACUGGCAUACCCAGGGUCCUCCUCGUGGCACUAACAGUCUACUGAAAGGUGGGACAGAGACAAGCCAAUCAAUACCUACAAGACUGGAGGCAGGCCAAGUUGCUGAAUCAAGGGAGCCCCCGCCCCCCAACGGGGCGUUCCCCAGGGAGGCUUUCUUCUCAUCCUCCCGACCACGACCACGGGGGCUUUUCGUGAGGUCGGCUCUGAUCUCGCGGAAGAGUGACACACAGGUGUUCAAAGACACUUCUGGGGAGUCAGAGAAGCGGUUUGCGAGUGACUUGACUGGGGCGCCGUGGGCGGGCCCUGGCACGGAACACACCCGGAGGCCAACCCUGGCCUGCGGGUUGGUGACCCGCUCUGCGCAGAGUUGGAGAGGCGCUUUCACUUCGGAGGAUUGCUCCACAACCAUGCUCUGCCUCUGGACCCUCCUAACUCUGGUUCUUAAAUUAUUUGGAUUAUUGUCUAAAAGUGUUAAUGCUCAAGUGACUGAUAUCAACCCCAAGGGGCUGGAAUUGAGGAAGACUGUUACUGCCGUUGAGACUCAGAACUUGGAAGACCAGUAUUACGUGGACCAAUUCUGCCGUAAGCCCUGUGGUCCAGGCGAAAAGAAAGCUAGGGAGUGUACAGUGGAUGGGGAUGAACCAGACUGCGUGCCCUGCCAAGAAGGGAGGGAAUACACAGACAAAAGUCAUUUUUCUUCCAAAUGCAGAAGAUGUAGAUUGUGUGACGAAGGACAUGGCUUAGAAGUGGAAAUCAACUGUACCCGGACCCAGAAUACCAAGUGCAGAUGUAAACCAAACUUUUUUUGUAAUUCUGCUGUAUGUGAACACUGUGACCCUUGCACCACAUGUGAACAUGGAAUCAUCAAGGAAUGCACACUAACCAGCAAUGCUAAGUGCCAAGAGGAAGGAUUCAGAUCUGACUUGCUGUGGUUGUGUCUCCUUUUCCUAAUUCUACCAGUUGUUUGGGGGGUGAUAAGAUACAUAAAGCACAGAAGGGCAAACCAAGGUCAUCGUGAAUCUACAACCUUAAAUUCUGAAACGGUGCCAAUUAAUUUACCUGAUGUUGACUUGAGUAAAUAUAUCACCGUUAUUGCUGAACACAUGACAAUAAGUCAAGUUAGAGACUUUGUUCGGAAGAAUGGCGUCAAUGAAGCCAAAAUAGAUGAGAUCAAGAAUGACAAUAUCAAAGACACAGCGGAACAGAAAGUUCAGCUGCUUCGUAAUUGGUAUCAACUUCAUGGGAAGAAAGAUGCAUAUGACACUUUGAUUAAAGGUCUCAAAAAAGCCAAUCUUACUGCUCUUGCAGAGAAAAUUCAGAAUAUCAUCAUCAAGGACUCAGAAAGUUCAAACUUCACAAAUCAAAAUGAAAACCAAAGCAUGGUCUAGAGCGAAAAACAAUGAAUUCAGUUCUCAGUAUAUACAAUUAGUGUUUGAAAAGAUUCUUAAUAGCUGGCUGUCAAUACUGCUUGUUUUUUUACUGGGUACAUUUUAUCAUUCAUUAGCUCUGAAGAGACAACAUAUUUAUAGAUUUUUGAACAUCUCAUGAUUCUGCCUCCAAGGAUGUUUAAAAUCUAGUUGGGAAGACAAACGUUAUCAAGAGUAAAUGUGGUGGCCUGCUAAGUACUGAAAGAUUAAGAUUAUGCUCUGGUAUCUAACAUAAGAUUCUGUAGUAUGAAUGUAAUCAGUAUAUGUUAGUACAAAUGUCUAUCCAGCGGCUAACCCCAUUCCAUGAAUCAAUAGAAGAAGCUAUGACCCUUCGUUGAAAUGUCAGUUACUGAAUCAAGUCACUUUGCCUCUAAAUUACCUCUGAUAAUUCUAGAGAUUUUACCAUAUUUCUAAACUUUGUUUCUAACUCUGAGAGGAACACAUGUAUGUAAAAUAUAUAUAUUUGAAUGCAGAAUUUAUAUAAGGCUCUACCUCAAAGACAUUUGCACAGAUUAUUGGUGUCCUAUUAUACAGUAUUUCAAAUGUGAGUUCACAUAAACAUUAAAUUAUGAUGUUUGAAUAUUA